Messenger RNA from Dimorphilus gyrociliatus, 1372 nucleotides. The record is from the annotation of a GenBank genome assembly. NCBI's taxonomy places the organism in Eukaryota, Metazoa, Annelida, Polychaeta, Dinophilidae.
AUUUUAGUGUCUUUCCCUGUGCGAGUGCGCACGCUUACUGCUUACGCAACUUAUGACUAAUCUUUGUAAAAUUGAUUAAUAUAGGGCAAUAGAGAGUGUAAGAGAGAGAGAUCGGAGAGAAGAGGAAGAGAUAGGGAAACGGAUAAAUUUUAUGGCGGACUUAGAGAUUGAACUAAGAGCUGUUGCUCGAUCUUUAACACCUUUACAGGGAUUCAAACUAUGCUGUGAUUUGGAUGAUAAAACUAAUAAACUAUUGGAUAUUGAAGUUGAUGAAAAAUUGAGAAAAGCUAAAACUCUCGUCGAAGCGUACAAUAACAUUCCAUCAACGUCGAAAGCAGAUAGAGGAUAUUAUUUAUUACUUAAAAAAUGCCGUGUAUAUCUACACCUAAGUCGUCGACAACUUUUAGUGCCUGAAAUUGCUCGUUAUUUAACAAUUGGACAAUGUCUCUCGGUAGCCAUUGAUUUGGGAAUGAAUAGAGAUAGAGUAGAGAAAUUAUUAUUCGGAUGGUCCUCAUUAGCAACUCAAAAAACAUUAAAUAGAUGGUGGACUGAUAACGUUCAUAUAUCCGAGGAGACUAGAAGAUCGAGAUUAUACGCGGCAGUUAUGAAAGUUUGCCUAAAGAAAUAGCCAUUUUUCAUAUAUUAUAUUGAAAAGAGACAGAAUGCAAGACAAAUAAAAAUUAGGUAUUGUUUUCUUUUGCUGUGUAACAAAUAUAUUUAUAUAUAUAAAUCAAAUUUUCAUGAUUUUUGUAUAUUUCUCCUUUGUCUAAGUAUUAGAUCAAUUAUUUAUCUUGUUAUGGUACUGUCCAUAUUUUUGUACCAUACCGUCUAAAACCAAAUAUUAGCGCCUAGCUACUAUAUACACAUAUAUUGAUAAAAAACACCACUAUACGUUUAUACUGUAUAUAGUAUAUAUAUAUAUAUAUAUAUACUGUAUAUACAUAAUAAUAUAUUGAAGUAAAGCAUAUGUAAGUGAUACAAUCGUAUUUGAAAGAUGAUAAAGCUAUAUGUAUUUUUCUAUUGAUAUAAAGGACAAGGAGCGGCGUAAGGACUAGUGAUGUUUAUUAAUAAGUGUGGUUAUAAUUUUAUAAUGUUAUUUAUAUAAAUUGAAUAGUUUAACUGCCUUGUUAUGUGUUUUUUUUAUUGAAUUUUUAUUAUUGAUAGAUAGAGAAUUUUUAAAAUAUGAGAUUAUACUAAUUCAUACAACCGCUAAAUACUGAGAAUUAAACAAUUAUCUACUAACGCCAUCUAGCAUUAUAGCACUUAAUUUUUCACCUUAUCCAUAUAUUGAUGGUUAUAUUUGUCAUUGAAAAAAAAACUGGCUUAGUCUUCCUCUUAUUAAUACAGGAUUACAGACAGUAUAGUGAUAGAC